Prionailurus viverrinus (fishing cat) is the source of this 1538-nucleotide messenger RNA. It is a transcript of the gene LYAR, whose product is annotated as Ly1 antibody reactive. Gene Ontology annotation, cellular component: nucleolus. Gene Ontology annotation, molecular function: DNA binding. Gene Ontology annotation, biological process: negative regulation of transcription by RNA polymerase II; rRNA processing. The record is from RefSeq and is a predicted model, not a curated record. The coding region runs from base 200 to 1354 and encodes 384 amino acids. NCBI's taxonomy places the organism in Eukaryota, Metazoa, Chordata, Mammalia, Carnivora, Felidae. The transcript has 9 exons.
UGGUCGCUGCGCGCAGGCGCGCAGGGCGGCCCCGAAGCGGGUUCUGCCCCUGGAAGCUCUGGAGGGAGGCGGCUGCGGCGCCGGGCCGGCGGCUGCGUUUCCACGUGCUCUCCGCGGCCGGUUGAAACCGUUGGCGGGCUCGGGCUGAGAGGGUUCUAAACCUAACUUGGAUCGAGAAUACUUAACCAUUUAGCUAAAGAUGGUAUUUUUUACGUGCAACGCAUGUGGCGAAUCUGUGAAGAAAGUGCAAGUGGAAAAGCACGUGGCCGUUUGCCGAAACUGUGAGUGCCUGUCUUGUAUUGACUGCGGUAAAGAUUUCUGGGGUGACGACUACAAAAACCACGUGAAGUGCAUCAGUGAAGAACAGAAGUAUGGUGGCAAAGGUUAUGAAGGUAAAACCCACAAAGGCGAUAUUAAGCAGCAGGCAUGGAUCCAGAAAAUUAAUGAAUUAAUAAAAAGACCCAACGUGAGCCCCAAAGUGAGGGAACUUUUAGAGCAAAUUAGUGGUUUUGACAACGUUCCCAGGAAAAAGGCGAAAUUUCAGAACUGGAUGAAGAACAGUUUAAAAGUUCAUAAUGAGUCCAUUCUGGAGCAGGUGUGGAGUAUCUUUUCUGAAGCUUCUGGCAACGAACCGGUCAGUAAGGGGCAGGACCGACAGCCACUCAAGCAAGGGGCCAACCCGCCCGGCGUAGAACUUUCCACAAAGGUUCCAGCUUCCCACACAAGUGACCCCCCAGAAAAGCAAGCAGAGGUGAAGAAGAAUAAAAGAGAAAGGAAGGAAGAAAGGCAGAAGAAUAGAAAAAAAGAGAAGAAAGAACUAAAAUUAGAAGGCCACCAGGAGAAUUCAAGGGGUCAGAAGCCUAAGAAGCGCAAAACAGGGCAAGAACAAGAGGCCGAUCAGGAGGCUGGAGGCGAGGCCCCGGGCUCUGCAGGGAAGAAGAGCCAGAGCAAGGGGGGCAAGGCCAAGGGGGCGGUGGACGGAGCCAGAGACGCCAAGGAGGAGCCGACGAAGCCGCCGCCUGGGAAGAGAAAGAAGCUCGCGGACGAUGAAGCAGAUACCAAGAAGAAAAAGAGGAAGCUCUCAGGACAUUCUGAGGGUGGAGAACCGGAAAACCACGGGGCUCCCGCAAAAGGUAAAUUCAACUGGAAGGGAACUAUCAAAGCAGUUCUGAAACAGGCCCCGGACAACGAAGUAGCAAUCAAAAAGCUAAGGAAAAAGGUUUUAGCUCAGUAUUACACGGUGACAGAGGAACACCACAGAUCGGAAGAGGAGCUCCUGACCAUCUUUAACAAGAAGAUCAGCAAGAACCCCACCUUCAAGUUAGUAAAGGACAAAGUCAAGCUUUUGAAAUGAACGUUUUUCUACUCAAAAGUUGAAUCCAUUCUGUUGAUUUUUUUUCACUGCUGUUUGUAAAACAUGUAAUGAGUUACAACAACUCCAAUAUUGCUUUUUCAAAGCUGUAUUUUUAAGUUACAGAAAAAGUCUAUUUUUGGUAGAACUUUUAUGAGAAAAUAAAAUAUAUUCUUAUCCAAAAUUC